This is a messenger RNA of Gambusia affinis (western mosquitofish), 946 nucleotides long. Its product is annotated as sperm-associated antigen 16 protein-like. The record is from RefSeq and is a predicted model, not a curated record. The coding region runs from base 68 to 796 and encodes 242 amino acids. Lineage: Eukaryota; Metazoa; Chordata; Actinopteri; Cyprinodontiformes; Poeciliidae. The transcript has a single exon.
UUGCUAGACUCGCGUCGUAACCACGACAACGUUCAAAACACUUUUUAUUCAACUUUCAAGUGAAAGGAUGGACUCUCCUGAAAAAAGUGGAAAACCACAAAACAAAGAGUCAUCGGAGGAUGGAAAUCAAGGCCUGGAGUGUGCGGAAGAUCUUAAAGAUGAUCAGAGCGUUAGAGAUGAUCAGAGCGAAGAAGACUUGGAAGCGGCUGAGAAAGCCAUCCAGGAACGAGCAGAGGCGGUCGCUUCACUUAAUCGGAGGCCCAGCACCUCUGACCAAGAGCUUUCUGUGUUUGAUUUUUUACUGAAUUUCCUGUUCAAACACGGCAUGACGGGAACUUUGGCGUGUUUUGAAGCGGAAUGGUCUGAGCUACUGCUGAAUGGAGAUGUGGAUGCGAAGCAGAUCGACCUGAUCCCGAAAGUGUACACUGAGACCGAGCAUUUGGCCCGAGAGCUGAAAAGUGCUUGGGAGGAGAAGGAGGAGUACAGGCAGGCGGCCGCUGUCGCAGCCGAGUCCCUGCAGAGGGCCAAGAGAGCCCACGAUGCCCACCGGUUGGAGCAUCAACGGCUGGUCAGAGAGAUAAACAAACUCAUUGGGGACAUAAAUAAGCUGAAACUGCAAUGUGAGGGCUACCAGCCUGAAAUAAAGAGGAUGACUGACAAAUGCCAGGCGUUGUCAAAGCAAGUCCUGCAGGUGGCGGUGGAGAGGGACAAAGCGCUACUUCAGGGGGGCAAUCAGGCUGCCCGACAGGAUGCCUCCUCAUCUCAGACCAAUAAAAACAGCGGUUCAAUGAAAUGAAUCUAACUUCAUAACAAUGUGCUUUAUUCCUUUUUGAAUUUUUUUUUUAAAAAAAAACGUGUCACCUUUUGGAUAGGUGACAUAAAUCCGUUGUCGGAUAGAGUUUUCCAAUACAGAAUAUACAAUAAACGUAAUUAUUAAUGCACAAGA